This is a messenger RNA of Caenorhabditis elegans, 649 nucleotides long. RefSeq lists its product as uncharacterized. The transcript has 2 exons. Lineage: Eukaryota; Metazoa; Nematoda; Chromadorea; Rhabditida; Rhabditidae. Bases 313 to 633 code for a protein of 106 amino acids. The record is from RefSeq and is marked reviewed.
GCAUGUAACUACAUAUGUAUGUGAAAGUUUUAGUAUUCGCUUUAAAUUUAUAAAAACUUUCUCUAUUCUUUUCUGGAACAAAUGUCAAAAAAGUUGUUGAUGAUUAUCUAUUGCUCAAAGACCUUCUCAUCUUUCCAAACUUUUGUCACAGGUUGAAGAGCGACGCGUGUGCGGUGCGUCCCCCCAUCUCAUCAAUUAAAUCCCGCACAAUUUUUUGAGGCAGUAAUCUCACGUUUUUAUUGGAUUUUUGUCGCAUCUGCGUCAAUCAAAACUUCUAUUAUUUUUCCAUAAUAUUAUUGAUAUUUAUUACAAAUGGAGCUUUCUGAUUCAUAUCCUAGUACUAGUACAAGUCAAGUACGGUUUUCCAUUCCAAUAGAAGUACCUGGAAUCAAAGUGGAAAGCCAGGACGAUGAAGAAAGUGGAAUUCAAUUUGAAGAAAUCCAAAUAAAUCGGGAAAAAGUGUGCUGCACAUUGUACCAAUGGAGUGGAAAACAUCAAAGAUGCUGCAAGAAUCAUCCGCAAAAUCGGCGAAACAUUGGCGAUAUUUCCAUAGUUUGGUUUUAUUUCGUUCUUCUCAUGCUGUUUUUGUGCUUGUUUUUUGUGAUUUUUCUAGGGGUCGUGAAAAAUUAUUGAUAAAUGAUUAAUUUAA